AUGGAAGUGGAUAGCGGUAUGAGCAUGCAAUAUGGAACCACGGACCCAAGCGACAAUCCUGCUACUGACCAAGUAGAGCUGUCGGUAGACCAGUCAAGCUCUCAGGGUAGUCUCUCCAACGAUGCGCAUGCGGCAAAUCCUAACCCGACAAUGGUGCACAUCGCUGACCAUGAAGCUGAGGUUACCCUCGAUCACGACCACCCAGAAUCGGAUUGGACUGCAUUUGAAGAACGACUUCAGCAAACGAAUAUGAUGAUCGCAUUUUCGAUUAAUGAUGCCACUAUCUUGGUGCCAAACCAAGGCUUCUGGGGCUUACCAGAACUGGCAACAGGAAUCACCCAAGUUGCCGAGUCCAAAGGCGUUUGCUUUGACGCCCCGGGGCUGCUACCAACGGAUGGCCAGGUGACAAAACUCCUCGGAAGACCGAACGUCAACGAUCGUGCGCUGUGGAAGCUACUUCGCCGAGGAUACAUCAAAGUCCAUGAGGCCACGAUCUGGGUUAGCCCCGAGUUUACAGGGCGCCGGCAAUCUAACCUGGAUUUGAUCGAAGUGGAGUACAGUAAUGCUAAUUACGUGUCGGUCAAGGAUCUGCAUGCCGUCCUGCAACGCUGGGGGGCGAGGGAAGCUAUUAUCGUCUCCCACAGCGCCAGUCGCAUGCGCCACGGGAAAUGGCCGGCUAUAGCGUGCGUCAUCAACGCUGUGACUGACCCCACAACUGGAGAUCCGAAGUUCGCCUUCCUCGAAGGCGGAAGAACCAUCAGACUUGCACCCGUGCAGAACGUCGAAUGGAGCAAGGACCGCUGGAUGCUGAAUCGCCCGUCAGCGGCGUCCGAGUUAGAGGAUCUGAAUCGCCGUCUCCACAUCUUUGGUGGAGUCAUCGUGAUGAUUCCGCCCGGACGAUGGUGGGGAACGCUCACAAUGCGGGAUGAAGAAGACGCAAACAGACUCUGCGAGCGAUACGGGGUCCAGCAGGGGCGGCGAAUCUACAUCGGAAACAUCAAACGCUUCGGCACCUCCGUCGCGAGUGUCGGGAGCCCCGCUACAACAGGCCAGAACCGUUCGAACAACAUCAUGAGCGCGAGAGAGAAAGCCAGGCACUCCACGGCCGAGCGAAUAGUCAUUGGCAAGCAAUUGCGAGAGAGGCAGAACGGAAGCGUGUCGACCACGCACGAGAGCCACACCUCCAAGCAGCGCGGACAUUUCAACAGCAGAUGUGGCGCCUACACGACGAUGAGACCGAGUACAAUGCCUUGUACCGACCCAGACGCAUGCAGCAACAAGGAGCGACCUUGA
Molecule: messenger RNA, 1293 nt
Organism: Phytophthora sojae
Lineage: Eukaryota; Oomycota; Peronosporomycetes; Peronosporales; Peronosporaceae
Exons: 4
Coding region: 1-1293 (430 amino acids)
Source: RefSeq, a predicted model, not a curated record